Musca domestica (house fly) is the source of this 1920-nucleotide messenger RNA. RefSeq lists its product as uncharacterized. NCBI's taxonomy places the organism in Eukaryota, Metazoa, Arthropoda, Insecta, Diptera, Muscidae. The coding region runs from base 284 to 1705 and encodes 473 amino acids. The record is from RefSeq and is a predicted model, not a curated record. The transcript is spliced from 2 exons.
GGAUUGGCGUGUGUGUGUAUGGUUUUGCGGCAUCUGAGUAUUUAACUGGAGUAUUUGACCAUUAGUGAAACAGUUUAUUCCUCACAGAGGAGUGAAAUAGAUUAAAGUGAUUUGACUAACAAAAAAAAAAAUAAGUCAGCCACUAACGAGUGUCCUUGCCACAAAGUUGAAGGACAUAAGAAGACUUUUUUAAAACGCGGGCGUUUUAAGUGAAAAGAAAAAAAAGAAAAUUAAAACUUAGCAAAAUUUAAACAAAAAAAACAAAUUAAAUGACCCGGGAGCCAUGCGGAUCCAGCGGAGUCUAGUGUUAUCAGCGUUUAGUGUCUUACUGAUAGGCACCACCCUCAUCCAUGGUAAGGCCUUACCAGAUCCCAAACCCCAACCCAUUCUUCCACAACCUCAACCGCAACAACAACAACUGCAACCUCAAAUUCCCAAAAAUGCCGUCGCCAUUGAUCAGCAAACCUCCGAAUCACAAAUCUCACAAGUUGCCCAGCAGAGGAUAGAUCUUGGCGAGGAGUAUCAUCACCAUCACCAUGAACAUCAUCACGAUCCAGGCUAUUGGAAAAAGAAAGUCACAUGGAAAGAGGGAUGGAAGAAAAUCUGGAAGCCUGCCAAGAAACAAAUUUGGAUACCCCAGUGGAAACAGAUUUGGAAACCUGUUUGGGUUCCCGUUAAAGUUCCCGCCUGGAAAGAGGUGAAAGUACCGGCAUGGAAACAAAUUUGGAAACCCGUGUGGAAGGAGAUACAAGUGCCGGCUUGGAAAGAGAUUCAAGUGCCCGAUUGGAAGAAAAUCUGGAAACCAGUUUGGGUGCCCACCAAGGUGCCAGCCUGGAAAGAUAUACAAGUACCCGCCUGGAAACAAAUUUGGGUGCCGGUGUGGAAAGAGAUACAAGUUCCGGCCUGGAAAGAAAUCCAAGUACCCGAAUGGAAACAAUAUUGGACACCGGAAUGGAUAAAGGUGGGCAUACCAGGUGAAAAGUAUCUGGGCAAGGAUCACGAGGGUUGGGAAUACACCAGCCAUGAUUUGUGGAAAAAGAAAUUGGUAUGGAAAUCGCAUUGGAAGAAAAUCUGGAAACCGGCCAAGAAGCAAAUAUGGGUGCCCAGCAAGAAACUGGAAUGGAAAGAAGAAUGGAAACAAAUUUGGAAACCGGGUAAGAAACAAGUCUGGGUCGAUGACAAAAAACUCGAAUGGAAGGAAGCCUGGAAACAGAUUUGGAAACCAGCCAAAAAACUAAUUUGGGUACCAGACAAGAAACUCGAAUGGAAAGAGUCAUGGGUACAAAUUUGGAAGACGGAAAAGAAGGAAACCUGGGUGGAAGACAAGAAACUGGAAUGGAAGGAGGCAUGGAAGCAAAUCUGGGUACCUGGCUGGAAAGAGGUUUGGGUGCCCGACUGGAAAAAGAUCUGGAAGCCGGUUAUUAUUUCCGAAUGGUUCCCCACACCAGAUCAUCAUGAUCACCACCAUCACGAGGUGGAACAUCACCAUGAGCUGGAACAUGGUUGGGAUCGCAAGGACUCGAAAAGCGAUAAGGUGGUGUGGAAACGAGACGAAAAUUCAGUUAACGCCAAUGGUGGCGCGGCCAAUGGCAAUGUACAAAAAUCCACCCAACUACAGCCAGUACAAACCAGGGAUUUCCAACAGAAACCCAUUGAUACAAUACAAAAGGAAUCCUCCAAAGCAUUUAAAUUUCCUGGAGCGUAAACAACGAAGGCAUAAAGUCAAUAAAUAGUUUCUAGGAAAUUAGGCCAUUUUUUCUGAGUGCCUUUCGCAGGCAUUUUCUUCUUUGUACAUAAUGCAAGAUUUCAUUUUUCCACAGUUUCUUUUCCCAACUUACUCUCUUUCCAUUCUGUCUUACUGAUUCUCUCUCAGUCUCUUUCCUCUCUUUAUAAAUGCUAUAACACUUACUCUGCUCUGCU